This is a messenger RNA of Fundulus heteroclitus (mummichog), 6506 nucleotides long. RefSeq names its product mucin 3A, cell surface associated (gene muc3a). The transcript has 13 exons. The record is from RefSeq and is a predicted model, not a curated record. Bases 175 to 4752 code for a protein of 1525 amino acids. Lineage: Eukaryota; Metazoa; Chordata; Actinopteri; Cyprinodontiformes; Fundulidae.
CUUAAUAUGACACCUGGACUGUGGGUGAGUUUAUUGUCAAAGAAUUUAAUCUUCUGAAGUCAGUCAUUUUGUAGAGCUGUGAUAUGUGGUCACAUCAUGUUGGAAAGACUAGAAUUUAAGAAUUAGGAUAUAAAUAAUUUUUGUUUCAUUCAUCUUUACUCAGAAUAUAUUUGGAUGAUGGCAUUUUCUUUACAUGUGUUGGUGAUACCAACUUUAAUCGUUGGCUUUUGUUCUGCUGAGGGGUUUAUCAUGGGAUCUGAAUCAACCAAUGCAACUGGUACACUGACAUCUGAGCCUGUUGAAGCAACUACUCCAUCUGAAACAUCUGCAUUCCCUGACUUAUCAAUCUCACAGCAAGCUGAUACUACUUUACAAUCUAAACUAACAACUCCUGCAGAGUCUGGAAAAACUGAAGCUGUAGGCUCUACCAUGUCACCAGAGCUAACCACUCUUGUUGGCUCAACAACCUCUGACAGUGCUGUGUCAACAUCAGGAUCUGACCUGACCACUACAGAUAGAAUUGUAACAUCUGAGCCUGUUGUAAAAAGCACUCCAUCUGAAACAUCUGCAGUCCCUGACACAUCAAAAUCCCACCAGGAUGAAACUACUUCACAAUCAAAACAAACAACUCCUUCAGAACCUGGGAACACUGAAACUGUUGGUUCUACCUUGUCACCACAGCCACCCACUGUUGUUGGCUCAACAACAUCUGACAGUGCUGGGCCAACUUCAGGAUCUGAACCAACCACUACAGAUAGCAUUGUAACAUCUGAGCCUGUUGAAACAACCACUCCAUCUGGAAAAUCUGCAGUCCCUGACACAUCAACAUCCCACCAGGAUAAAACUACUUCAGAAUCUCAACAAACAACGUAUUCACAACCUGGAAACACUGAAGCUGUAGGCUCUACCUUGUCACCACAGCCAACCACUCUCGUUGGCUCAACAACAUAUGACAGUGCAGGGUCAACGUCAGGAUCUGACCUGAUCACUACAGAUAGCAUUGUAACAUCUGAGCCUGUUGAAACAACCACUCUGUCUGACACAUCUGCAGUCCCUGACCCAUCAACAUCACACCAGGCUGAAACUACUUCACAAUCUCAACAAACAACUCCUGCAGACUCUGGAAAAACUGAAGCUGUAGGCUCUACCAUGUCACCAGAGCCAACCACUCUUGUUGGCUCAACAACAUCUGACAGUGCUGGGUCAACGUCAGGAACUGACCUGACCACUACAGAUAGAAUUGUACCAUCUGAGCCUGUUGAAAAAAGCACUCCAUCUGAAUCAUCUGCUGUUCCUGACACAUCAACGUCCCAUCAGGCUGAGACUACUUCACGAUCCCAACAAACAACUCUUUCAGAACCUGGGAACACUGAAGCUGUAAGUUCUACUAUGUCACCAGAGCCUACCACUCUUGUUGGCUCGACAACAUCUGACAGUGCUGCGUCCUCAUCAGGAUCUGACCUGACUACUACAGAUAGCAUUGUAACAUCUGAGCCUGUUGUAAAAAGCACUCCAUCUGAAACAUCUGCAGUCCCUGACUCAUCAACAUCACAGCAGGCUGACACUACUUUACAAUCUAAACAAACAACUCCUGCAGAGUCUGGAAAAACUGAUGCUGUAGGCUCUACCAUGUCACCAGAGCCAACCACUCUUAUUGGCUCAACAACAUAUGACAGUGCUGGGUCAACGUCAGGAUCUGAACCGACCACUACUGAUGGUAUUGUAACAUAUGAGCCUGUUGAAACAACCACUCUGUCUGAAACAUCUGCAGUCCCUGACACAUCAACUUCCCAUCACGCUGAAGCUACUUCACAGUCUCAACAAACAACUCCUUCAGAACCUGGGAACACUGAAGCUGUAGGCUCUACCAUGUCACCAGAGCCAACCACUCUUGUUGGCUCAACAACAUCUGACAGUGCUGGGUCAACGUCAGGAUCUGACCUGACCACUACAGAUAGCAUUGCAACAUCUGAGCCUGUUGUAAAAAGCACUCCAUCUGAAACAUCUGCAGUCCCUGACUCAUCAACAUCACAGCAGGCUGACACUACUUUACAAUCUAAACAAACAACUCCUGCAGAGUCUGGAAAAACUGAAGCUGUAAGCUCUACCAUGUCACCAGAGCCAACCACUCUUGUUGGCUCAACAACACACGACAGUGCUGGGUCAACGUCAGGAUCUGAACCGACCACUACUGAUAGUAUUGUAACAUAUGAUCCUGUUGAAACAACCACUCUGUCUGAAACAUCUGCAGUCCCUGACACAUCAACUUCCCAUCACGCUGAAGCUACUUCACAGUCUCAACAAACAACUCCUUCAGAACCUGGGAACACUGAAGCUGUAGGCUCUACCAUGUCACCAGAGCCAACCACUCUUGUUGGCUUAACAACAUCUGACAGUGCUGGGUCAACGUCAGGAUCUGACCUGACCACUACAGAUAGCAUUGCAACAUCUGAGCCUGUUGUAAAAAGCACUCCAUCUGAAACAUCUGCAGUCCCUGACUCAUCAACAUCACAGCAGGCUGACACUACUUUACAAUCUAAACAAACAACUCCUGCAGAGUCUGGAAACACUGAAGCUGUAGGCUCUACCAUAUCACCAGAGCCAACCACUCUUGUUGGCUCAACAACAUCUGACAGUGCUGGGUCAACGCCAGGAUCUGAACCGACCACUACUGAUGGUAUUGUAACAUCUGAGCCUGUUGAAACAACCACUCUGUCUGAAACAUCAGCAGUCCCUGACACAUCAACCUCCCAUCACGCUGAAGCUACUUCACAGUCUCAACAAACAACUCCUUCAGAACCUGGGAACACUGAAGCUGUAGGCUCUACCAUGUCAUCAGAGCCAACCACUCUUGUUGGUUCAACAACCUCUGACAGUGCUGUGUCAACAUUAGGAUCUGACCUGACCACUACAGAUAGCAUUUUAACAUCUGAGCCUGUUGAAACAACCACUCUGUCUGAAACAUCUGCAGUCCCUGACACAUCAACAUCCCACCAGGCCGGAACUACUUCACAGUCUCAACAAACAACUUCUUCACAACCUGGGAACACUGACGCUGUAGGUUCUACUAUCUCACCAGAGCCAACCACUCUUGUUGGCUCAACAACAUAUGACAGUGGUGGGUCAACGUCAGGAUCUGAACCAACCAAUACAGCUGGUACUGUAACGUCUGAACCUGUGGAAACAACUAUUCCAUCUGAAACAUCUGCAGUCCCUGGCUCAUCAACAUCCCAGCAGGCUGAUACUACUUUACAAUCUCAACAUACAACUCUUGCAGUGUCUAAGACAACUGAACUUGUUGGUUCCACCAUGUUCACAGAGGCAACCAGUCCAGGCUUUUCAAUAUCUUCUGAUAGCAUAGGAACAUCAGGAUCCGAACCAACCAAUCCAGCUAGCCCUGUAACUGAGCCUGUUGGAACAGCCGUAACAUCUCAAACAGCUGCUUCAAAAGAUCCGUUAACGUCACAACAGACUGAGACCACAGUUUCAGAAGCCACAUCCUCAACACCAAAAUCCUUGACAACAAUGUCAGAAAUUACAACACUGAAGCCUUUUAAUUGUCAAAAUGGCGGUACUUUUAAUGGAUACAACUGCACAUGUCUUCUUGGGUUUUCUGGACAUCUAUGUGAAAAGGUUCUACCUGUUGUGCCAGAUACAGUUGAUCAAAAAGUUAUCGUUACAGUGGUGAUCAGUGAAGAAUACCUUGAAGAGUACAAGGACAAAUCAUCAACUGAAUAUAAAACCUUUGUGAAAAACUUUCAAGAAACGAUGAACAACAUGUAUAAAAUGGUACCACAUUUCCAAGGAGUUAUUGUGACAAGUUUAAGCCCGGGAGGUUCUGCUAUAAUAGCAAAUCCUACUAUGAAAGAGGCAAGAAGAUCAGUCGAAGCAGAGGCUUUCCACUAUGCAGCAAGAACAGAUGGUAUCAACGUCACACAUGAUGUGGUUUUGGAAAUUCCAAACAAUUACUCUGUACAACUAUAUGGGAAUAGUUUUGAAGCUGUCAAAAAAGUAAUUAAAAGCCUGGAAAAUUGUACAUCAGAUUUUAACUAUACCAUCACGCAUGCUACAUUCGCUAAAACAGAGCUAGAUAGGCAAGCUGUAUGUGAAAAAACACUGGAGAACACGGACUUUGCUGAAUACUACACUUUUUAUGAUGAUGGUGAUGGAAGAAUCAUUUGUAUUAACAGAUGUGACAAAAGGCAUAACGACAAUAAAAUAUGCAAAAAUGGGGGUAACUGUACACUCUACAGAGAUCUGGGAGAGGUCUGCAAGUGUCAUAAUGUGGAUUCCAUCUGGUACUUGGGCAGUGACUGUGACAUGCCUAUACACAAGACUCCUUUUUAUGCAGGGUUAAGUGUGACCCUUGCUGCCAUGUUGAUUCUAGUGGGAGCCCUGGCUGCAUAUGCUGUUAUCAACAAACGCAAACAAAAAAAAAAAAAAGACAUCAAACAAAAACUGGUGAAUGAGUGGCUGGAUGAUGACUAUCAAUGGACCAGAUCUACAAGCCCAGUCACACAUGGAGCUAAAAAGGAAUCUGUCAUGUAUGGGAUCCAGCAGUCACAGCCUUUCACAUAUGGCAGCCAUCGGUCCAGCCCAUCAGUAGGCAUGUGUGCACAGCCACAGAACAUAGAGUUUUCUAAACGUGCCUAUACCAAGCCUGCCAGUUCCCCCUUACAAACCUUGGAUUUCCAAACAAAUCCGCCGAUGAGGAUCAUCAGACCUCAAACCCGGUCAUCGUGGGAUGUCUAGUCACGACAUUUACAACAUGUGUUUUUGUCUACUUACAAAAUUACCUAGAUCUAACUUUAUUGUAUCUGUCUCUGGAUAUAUGUUUAGAUGCUAGAUUAUAGCUGUUAGUUCUGUAGCUUGUUUUGUUUAGGGAUCUCUUGAGAUAGUUGUUGAAAGCAUUACACAUUUAACAAACCAUGAUUGAAAUCUAAAAAUAAUUUAACUUGUACAUCACAAAGUUUGAUUGAAUUGCUUUCCCUUGCAAUUAGGCAAUUCAUAUCUUUCCAUGAAAUGUGAAAAUGCAAAUGUUAUGGUUUGGCCAAUAUUCUCUCAUCUCAGACCAUUUAUUGCCUUCAAACAAGGCAAGAAGCAACAGCAACUGAUUACACAAAACCAACAAAUAAGGUACAAUCUUGAAGAUUGUUUCUAGUGUGCAAAUCCAUUCUAAUAUACAUGGCUUGAUCCUCCAGAAUAUUCAUUAGCUUACACAUUAUAUCACAUAAUACAUACAUGUAGAAACAUUUUGCAGAUACCUUAUAUAAAACAUAUUUUCUAAAUCACCUUGUAAUUAUAGUAACCACUGUAUUAUACUUAGUUGUAUACUUUAUUUACAGAUUGUAAAUUGUAGGAAUACCCCUUGGGAAGUCCAAUUGAUACAUCCCAGUUCAGUCCAAAUCUAAUUCAUUUUCAUAUCAAGAGAGCUUAUCUAACAUAUGUCAAUUCAAAUUUAAAAUCACUUAACAAUCCAGUGGUACACAGAGAACAACAUUACAAUAUAGAAGUUUACAAAAAGCUGUUGAUGGUAAAAAAAUGGCUUGUACAGAAUCUUUUCUUCAGUUUAUUUCCAUAUCCUGAGUUAUCCAUUUCCAUAUCCAAGUCAGAUGAUGGGGCACAUUAUUCAAAUUUUAAAGAAAAUCUAUAAAACUACUCAGCACAUAGAAUAUACUAUUAUCACUAAAUAUUCUGUGGUCAGAAUAGUUGUAACAAAGGUCUUGCUUCUAUUUGGUGUAGAUCAGUGACUUGGAUUUGGUGAUUAGAUGUUUUAAGAUCAACAAAAUAGGAAAAAUGUGUUUGUGGACCUAUCAAAAGUGUUUAAUGCUAUAUAAAAAGUAAACACACAAAGAUUGAUGAGUAAAUCAAGAUUGUAAUUUUCAGUUAAUGAUGAUAGCAAUGUGAGACAAAAUAUGGAUGAAAGCACAACACGUACAAGUAUUAAUUUGUAGGAUGCUAAUGAAUAAAGUUCUUGUGAUGCACAAAUGUAUUGUCAUCGCUUUAAAAUGAGUUCCUGUUGAUGUUUAGUUUUCACUGUAUUUAUAAUCUAGGUGUCAUAUAGGAUUUACAUUUCACUGUAUAUGCUUUUGUUAUUUAAUAGCUAUACAUCUCCAAGUUGGCAGGGGUCUGUAACCUUUGGCUACAGAUUCACAAGUUCAUAAUUGGUCCUUCCACAAGGGCUCUAAAUAAUCUUGGCUAAACAUAAAAGACAGCCAACUCCUAUUCAAUCUUAACUUUUCUCUUAUUCUGGCAUCUCUUAAUUGGCUUCCUGUUAAAUCAAAAAUAGAAUUAAAAAUUUCACUUGUCACAUAAUUAUCAAGCUUCAUCUUACAUCAGAGAUCUGAUUGCUUGGAUUUUCCCGCCUUUAACUUUUUUCUCCUUUUUAUCUCUAAGCCAAAACUACAGAAAUUUGGAUUUAUCUAUUUAUUCCCAUGUGGACUAUUUUAGUUUUCAGCUAAAUCACGCAAGAUGCCUCUUUAAACUAACCUGACCCUAGUCAGAUG